Penaeus monodon (black tiger shrimp) is the source of this 1406-nucleotide messenger RNA. Its product is annotated as methyltransferase-like protein 24. NCBI's taxonomy places the organism in Eukaryota, Metazoa, Arthropoda, Malacostraca, Decapoda, Penaeidae. The record is from RefSeq and is a predicted model, not a curated record.
ACACUGAAGGAGGGACGUCUGGAGAACCCGCUGGAGUGAUAGCGAUGUCGUAGUGUGAAGAUCUCUCUGUCGUUAAUAGAAUCCUACAGGGAGUAAGGUUUACGUGUUUAUGAGGUUGAAUUUCGUAGCGUGAUGGCUAGAAUACGCUUGCGCAUUACCCCUCUGGCGGGCUACCUCUUCGCCCUGGCCUUCUACAGUGGUAUGAUGUUCCUCUCUGUCAUCAACGAGAAGGAAAAAGCAGCUUCGUUAACCUUGGACUCCGAGGAACCUGCUUUUAUUAGGUCGCAUAAGUCAUCGAGAAGUAAAAACGACAACCUGGCGCUGCAAGACGUGCAUGAUUUCUACGACAGGAUCAGCACGCUGGAGACGAAGUGCCGGAAGAUGGUCCGUUUCGGCGGCACGUACUGUAAAGGGUACCUUGACAACGAGAAGUAUGUGUGUAUGGACGAUGACGUGAUCCUGCGUUCCAGAAACUGCACAGUUUAUUCUUUUGGUGUUGGGGCUGACACCACCUUCGAUGACAUGGCGAGUUACUAUGGCUGCGACAUCUUUAUGUUCGACCCCACGGUCAACGAGACGGAACUGAAGAUGUCCAACGCGAAGAGAGAGGUCUUCUAUCCUUGGGGUCUCAGCUCACGCCAUUAUACACAAAAUUUUAGCAUAGAAUUUGAAGACAAGCCGUCGAACUUGUUAGUUGGAGAGUUCACGACCUAUGAAGACAUCAGGAAGAGACUCGGCCAUCAGAAACGAGAUGUGCAUUAUUUAAAGAUAGACAUUGAGAACAUGGAAUGGUCUGUCUUGCCGCUGCUGGUGAGAGAUGGCCACCUGGACCGGGUGUCGCAGCUGGCCAUCGAAGUCCACACCAUGGAUAUCAUCAAAGCACCUCCAGAAAAGGUGCUGCCUAUGCUGCAGAGUUACUGGCAGGUGUUGGAGAGUCUAAAGCAGCUGGGUUUCCUGCGGGCGAACCACCGCUUCAACGCCGUGCUGGAGACCUUAUACCACGACCGCGCGCAGAACCGGACUAUUUCGACGUGUAUGGAGAUCCUGUAUUUAAAGAGAGGGUUCAAUCGGCGGUUGCACCUGCAGCGCCACCUUCCUCCUCCCGAAGUUUCCCUGUAGUUAUAUUGGCGUUGUAAUUUUGUGGGUUUUUUUUCAUAAUUUUCAUUUUUGUUGUAAUUCCGUGAUAUUAUUUUUGUUUCUUCUGGUUUUUAGAAUUUCCCGGCUUUUUCCUUUGUUUCGUCCUUUUUUGUUUUAGCAAUUUCCUGGUCUGUAAAGUGGCUAGUGAUUCGACAUGUACAUAAUCAGAAUUGCAAUAUACUUCUUACUGUGUUCGUGCGUAAGGGGAAAUUCAGUAGAGUGAGGCUUUCGCAUGCCCACGCUCACGCGAAAAUCUAUCCAUGUUAAGA